This is a messenger RNA of Leptonychotes weddellii (Weddell seal), 5608 nucleotides long. It is a transcript of the gene SMAD9, whose product is annotated as SMAD family member 9. Gene Ontology annotation, cellular component: heteromeric SMAD protein complex. The record is from RefSeq and is a predicted model, not a curated record. Lineage: Eukaryota; Metazoa; Chordata; Mammalia; Carnivora; Phocidae. Gene Ontology annotation, biological process: SMAD protein signal transduction; transforming growth factor beta receptor signaling pathway; anatomical structure morphogenesis. Gene Ontology annotation, molecular function: RNA polymerase II cis-regulatory region sequence-specific DNA binding; DNA-binding transcription factor activity, RNA polymerase II-specific; I-SMAD binding.
AAGGUAGUAUGAUGUCCUCCAACAGAGUGGUUCAUUUGUUACAACUGAUGAGCCUACACUGGCACAUCAUUAUCACUCCAAGUACACGGGGUGUUGUACAUUCUGUGGGUUCGUGCAGCUGUGUCAUGUGCAAAUAAUAGUAUCAACCACUAUAGUAUUAUGUGGAAUGGCUUUAGUGCCCUAAACGUCCUCCGUGCUCUACCUAUCCAUCCCUCCCUCUCCCCAACUCCUGGCAUAGAGUCCAUUACUACAUUGGAACGUAUUGCAUUUAAGGAUCCUGGAGUAUGGAAGUCAGUGGUGGUCAAAUUUUAAUUAAAAAAAAUUUUUUUAAGCCAACAGGACCCUUUCAUCAAAGAAGCCUCACUAAGUAAAGCUGAAUGAAGCAGGGCUGCUUUGGUGGAUGGUGGCUUCUGCAGAGGGACAGAGUUGAGGCUUUGCCCUUCCCCUGGCGUCCAGCUCCGCCCUGCUGCUCUCUUGUCGCUGCCACUGACUGAGUCUCUCUGCUGUCUCCAGAAUUCUGAAGAACACUGUUUACAGACUGCACGAGUUGGCCAGCCCCUUGUAGAGCCUAAGAGAAAGUCAACCCAGUUCCCAACUGCAAUUGGUCAGUUACUUCCAGAAGAAAAGAAAGACCUAUGACAUCCCUGGAGAGUUCUUACCUAUGACAUCCCUGGAGUGUUACUUGCUGCAAUCAUCCCUCAGGCCCUGCAGGCAAUAACGGGCUGUCUAUCCAGUUCCUGUUUGCCCUGGACACCUGCAGUUCACCUCUUAUGCACUCCAGCACCCCCAUCAGCUCCCUCUUCUCCUUCACUAGCCCAGCAGUGAAGAGACUGCUAGGCUGGAAGCAAGGAGAUGAAGAGGAAAAGUGGGCAGAGAAGGCGGUAGACUCGUUAGUGAAGAAAUUAAAGAAGAAGAAAGGAGCCAUGGAUGAGCUGGAGAGGGCCCUCAGCUGUCCAGGGCAGCCCAGCAAAUGUGUGACAAUUCCCCGGUCCCUGGACGGGCGGCUGCAGGUGUCCCACCGCAAGGGUUUGCCCCAUGUCAUUUAUUGCCGAGUGUGGCGCUGGCCUGACCUCCAGUCUCACCACGAGUUGAAGCCGCUGGAGUGCUGUGAGUUCCCAUUUGGCUCCAAGCAGAAAGAGGUGUGCAUUAACCCCUAUCACUACCGCCGGGUGGAGACUCCAGUGCUGCCGCCUGUCCUCGUGCCAAGGCACAGUGAAUAUAACCCCCAGCUCAGCCUUCUGGCCAAGUUCCGCAGCGCCUCCCUCCACAGUGAGCCUCUCAUGCCGCACAACGCCAUCUAUCCGGACUCUUUCCAGCAGCCUCCGUGCUCUGCCUUCCCUCCCUCGCCCGGGCCCGGGCACGUGUUCUCACAGUCCCCAUGCACCGCCGGCUACCCUCACUCCCCAGGAAGCCCCUCGGAGCCAGAGAGCCCCUAUCAACACUCAGUUGACACACCACCCCCGCCUUAUCAUGCCACGGGAGCCCCAGGGACCCAGAAUGGCCGACCCGUAGAUGCCACAGCUGAUAGUCAUUUAGUCCUGUCAGUGCCUAAUGGAGACUUUCGGCCAGUUUGCUAUGAGGAACCACAACACUGGUGCUCAGUCGCCUACUAUGAACUCAACAACCGGGUUGGGGAGACGUUCCAGGCCUCCUCCCGAAGCGUGCUUAUCGAUGGAUUCACAGACCCUUCAAAUAACAGGAAUCGAUUCUGUCUUGGACUUCUUUCUAAUGUAAACAGAAACUCAACAAUAGAAAACACCAGGAGACACAUAGGAAAGGGUGUGCACUUAUACUACGUCGGGGGCGAGGUGUACGCGGAGUGUGUGAGCGACAGCAGCAUCUUUGUACAGAGCCGGAACUGCAACUAUCAGCACGGCUUCCACCCGGCCACCGUCUGCAAGAUCCCCAGCGGCUGCAGUCUCAAGAUCUUCAACAACCAGCUCUUUGCUCAGCUGCUGGCUCAGUCAGUUCACCACGGAUUUGAAGUCGUCUAUGAGUUGACUAAGAUGUGCACUAUCCGCAUGAGCUUUGUUAAGGGCUGGGGAGCUGAGUAUCAUCGCCAGGAUGUCACGAGCACCCCCUGCUGGAUUGAGAUUCAUCUUCAUGGACCACUGCAGUGGUUGGACAAAGUUCUGACUCAGAUGGGCUCUCCACAUAACCCGAUUUCUUCAGUGUCUUAACAGCCAGUCAUGUCUUAAGCUACAUUUCUAUAGAAUAGAUGCUUUUGCAGGCAGUGGCUUACAUAGCAUUUCAGAUCUGCAAUUAACUGAGGUUUCUAAGUACAUAAUGUAAAUACAUAUAAUAUAUACUAUUCGUAUUUUUUAUCACCGGUUGUUUUGUGCUAGAAUUUCUAGUUAACCUGAUGCCAGUACAACGUGAUUAGAAAAGCAGGUUUUUCAUGCCUAUGCUAUAAGAAGAAGCGGCUUCUUUUGUGGGAGGAAAUAAAUGAAAGGCACUUGCGUCAAUAGAAUUUGAAAAAUGUUGGCAGGAAAAAAAGGCAGCAUUAGUCAGCCGUGUCAUUAUAAGGCAUGUUGUGUGGCCUACCAGAAAAAUAUCAAAACUGUUUAUAUCUUACAAAUCAGGGUACUAGCAGCACUAGAGAAAGUGACACUUUCAGACAAAAGAAAGCAGUCAAACCCGUAACAUUUAAACAAUCUCACUUUUAGUGCUAUUGGCAAGAAGAAGAAGAAAAAAAAAAGCUUGUAAAAUUAAUUAUGUAAGAUAAGUCACGUAAAUUAUUUUAUUUCCCAAGUUGAAAUACCUAUAACUGGACUGUUGUGCUGAUAUUAAUGGUACAUUUGAAACAGAUUUAAACUGUGAUUGGAAAAGAGACUGUGAAGCUGGGAGUCAUGUUGCCUCAUGAUCUACCACUGUAAAAAUAAAAAUAAUGAGUCUAAUACAUGGGAAGAUUCAUAUGAAAAUAGCAUGAAAUGAGCUGUAUCCCCAAAUUGCAAAAUAAAACCAGAACUUAGUCCGAAAAUCACCCAGGGAGACCUCCACAUCGGAAAUCGGGCCCCUGUUUUCCUGGUUAUUCCAGUCAAGCAAUCUGGCUGAUGUCCGAGUCUGCAUAGUGAGUUAAAGGACCGUGUGUGUAAAUCCUAGGUGGAGAAAAAGCAGUAAAGUAAGAGGGUUGGACAAAAGCAUCGUAUGUUUAAUCACACCUUCUCACAUUCCCACUGGAAGACUUCGUGGCGAGGGCAUUCCUUUUGCCUUAUUUCCCCUACAUGUUGGCACAUACUAUUUACAGAUGACUAAAACAGUGGUGAAGCCUUUGGGAAAAUCUGGACACAUUGCUGGGGUCAAAUUUAUGAGUUAUAUAACUUAGUGUCUCGAUCUGCUGGUCACAGCUGGUAGCCUCUUAUAAAGCUGAAGCCUCAUACCUGGAAAUAACUUCCCAAAUAAAAUAAUAAUUUCGUAACCCCUAUAAUUUCUGGGGAGCAGUGGUACUGAAGAGUGGGACAUUUAAAAUAUAUAUGUACGGUAUUAAAAACCUGUUCUUAUUUACUCUUGGAUGAUAAAGAGAGGAGAGGAUAAUUCCCCACAUUUCUAGGUACUUUCAUAUAUAAGUAUGUAUAUAUAUAUAUAUAUAUAUAUAUAUACACAUAUAUAUAUAUAUAUAUAGUUCUCACCCACUGAACACUGCAUUGCUUCGAAAAAUAUUUCACACCCUCUUAAAAAUGUAUAAUUUAAGAAGGUAAUUAUGCUUGUAACAGACGGUACUUCGGUAAUCCAAGAGGUUUCUUCAUUUAUGCAUUCUGUCUCAACUCUUUUCAGCAUUAGUGCACACAAUAGUUGCUUCUCAUUAAAUUGUAUUCAAGGUAGACAUGAUCCUGUGAAAAAGAUAUAUACGAGUGAGCUUCUACUGUCACCUCUUGUAAGGACUAGUGUUACCUAAUAGAAACUUUCAUAUAUGCAAUAGAAAAUAGUACAUUCUACGUUAAAACUAGGUGGUCCAUUUAGUGUUUAGAAAACCCCGUAGUUCAUUGGUUCAACUAUGUAUUGUGCCCCUAUACAGGCCGGAUACAGUGUUAGGUACUGUGGACUCAAAUGUAAACCAGAGACAGCGCCAGGCUCUGGAGCUGAGAGUCUUGUUAGGAAACCUGUGUAGACAUCUUCAUGUUUCAGAACUUUUAAAACAAAACAAAACUUAAUGAUCUUUCUUCCGCUCGAAAAAAUGUAACUGAUUUCUUAAUUAUCUCUAUUUUGAAACUUAUUUCCCUUCUCUUCUGAGCAAUCAGGUAAGAGAUGAAGUCUUCCUUGGAGAAAUUCUGCUUUUCUUCAGCGCCCCAAAGUUGUUUGUUUUCUCCCCUUACUUCCCUAUUUUCCAGUUUUUUUUCCAUUUCCUCUUUUCUUGGAAAAGGCAUUAAAACGGUGAGUCUUCCUCACAUGAGUACAGCUCUGUGAGAGCAUAAGUACACAUGGUUUUUGCUCCGGAGACCUAACAUAGCUUUCUUGAUCUCUUUACAGAUGCUCAAACUCAUCCUCUGAUAACCUUAUACCUUUACAGAAUUAAUCAUAACUGGUCACUUAUAAAUUACAUUUAAAAAAAUUAACAAACCUGGAUGUUCAUGCAGGUUUGGUAAAACCAGGACAAAAUAUUCCAGUGAGCCUGUGUUAAUCCUUUGAAAAACAAAUGAUUAAAGUGGUACAUUUGCAUCAUCACCGGUCCUCUCUCACCAAAAGUCCGAAUUAGGAUACGAGUGAAAUUCAGAAAAGUUAACCCUCCGAUCACUGUAACUAGUCACGUUCUCAUCAGGCUUUUAACAUUUUUGCUGGCAGGAAUUGUCCAAAGUUGUAAUGUAGCAUUUUCUUUCAGACUUCCACGUUUGCUCAUGUAGCAUUCAUUCCUUUAGAUGGACAAUCCCCCAAAAAUGUAAUAGCAUUCCUUUAUAGGAUAACUAGCAAAGUGGACAUGCUAAGCCAUUUAAAGGCACCAACAAUGCCAAACAUUUUUAAGGUUGCCAUGGACAAGGGUCGUGCAAUACAGAACAACGUUUUGGCCUGCUCUGAAGACCCAGAACAUUUGUUGUGUUGUUCAAGCCUGUUUUCUGUUCUUUUCCUGUUUAAAAAUUGAGAUGUGAGAAGUUUGCUUUAGUUAGAUGAUAUUUUACUAUCUGCCAGUGCUUUGGAACUAUAAAGAUGUCACUUUUCAACACAUUUACCUUAUUUUUUUUUUUUUUACAUCCAGUAUAAAUCAGGAAAAGUUGAACAACAACAUAGCACUAACACUUAGAAUCCCCUUUUCAUUGUCUUCUAAGGGAUUAGAAGCAACAACAAAAGCAUUUUCUAAAUAUCACCUGCUAGACUUUAAGCACCUGCUUAACUUUGAAUGUGUCCUGAAUAUUUGGUAUGUAUAUUCAACAACUAAAGCAAACUAUAAUGUGCAUUCCAAAUUUGUCUUCCCCUGUUAUGAUUUAGCAGUUGAACUGUAUGACAAGACUAGGGGAUCCUGACAUAUGUUCAAAUUAAUGUAACACAAACCAACAAGAAAAGAAACCAUUUCUAUUUAAGUAAUGCUUUUGAUGAUCAUAUCUAGGCUUCAAUUAUCCUUCAAAUGCACACUUAUACUGUUAUGUGAUUGUUUAUAAUAAACAAUACUGUACCUAUA